GCCUGGUGGAAGGAGACUCUUGCUUGUUGUGUCCGGGGGGCUUCUCGUGCCUCUCGGGUGUCUUGACACCUUGCGAAAAGUUUUUCUCCUUUUCUCUUCCCGGAGAUUUGCGCUGUCGGCCCUGCCCCCCCGGCUUCGAGUGUACCGACACCGCGCAGCCCCCCACGGCCUGUCCCCCCGGACACGUCGUCCAGGAGACGCUCCUCCCACUCGAUCCCGAUCCCGAUCCCGACCCCCCCCUCGAUCCCGAUCCCAAACUCGACCCCACCUCCGAGCCCAAACUCGAUCCCGAACUCGAUCCCAGAGUCGAUCCCGAUCCCGAUCCCGCUCCCGCUCCCGGGCUCGUGCGCGUGCGGCGCUGCGGGCCGUGCCCGCCCCACAGCGCCUGCGCCCCGGGGGCUGCGAGGAGACACUUGGGAGGCCCCACAAGUCGGAGACACUUGGGGGGCCCCACAAGUCCCCUGGGGCCCCGCCCCACACUUCCUUGCCACUCCCACUUCACAGACCCCGCCUGUCCCCCCGGGGGCCUCUGCUGGGCCGGCAAAUUCUUCCCCUGCCCCGAGGGACAGCAAGUUAGCGAAAAAGCUGCGCUGGACACCAGCUGCAGCAACUUCGCCCAAAAAUGCGAACCCAUUCCAACCCCACAAACGCAAACCCCCAAACCCCCAGCAAAACCCUCCUCCCCUUUUCGCGCGGGGACUGCGUUGUCGCUGCGGAAAACGGAAAAAGGGUUUGGGAACUUCUACACUGUCUCCUCGGGCUCCGAACUCCGCACUUGCGCCUACUACUCCUCAGUGGGGUGUACAGACACCUCAGUGCUCUUCUGCCACGGGCCCCUCCAGCUUCCGGUGUCUGGACACAAGGAGAUCGGCCACGAGGGUCUCCUCGGCAUCUGCAACGACCACUUGGGCGUCUGCGAAACCGGGGCCCUGAGCGAGAGGGCCUGUCCCCCCGGGAGGUACUUAGACUCCAGCACCAGCAUAAGGUCCAUGGUGAGGCCCCUAAGAAUGUUUACAUAG
Molecule: messenger RNA, 1019 nt
Organism: Eimeria tenella
Lineage: Eukaryota; Apicomplexa; Conoidasida; Eucoccidiorida; Eimeriidae
Exons: 4
Source: RefSeq, a predicted model, not a curated record